Musa acuminata subsp. malaccensis (wild Malaysian banana) is the source of this 1744-nucleotide messenger RNA. Its product is annotated as hexokinase-3. Gene Ontology annotation, cellular component: mitochondrion; cytosol. Gene Ontology annotation, biological process: glycolytic process; intracellular glucose homeostasis. Gene Ontology annotation, molecular function: ATP binding; D-glucose binding; hexokinase activity. NCBI's taxonomy places the organism in Eukaryota, Viridiplantae, Streptophyta, Magnoliopsida, Zingiberales, Musaceae. The record is from RefSeq and is a predicted model, not a curated record.
CUCUCUCUCUCUGCGUUCCUCUCUAUCCCUCUCUUUAGCGGUCGCCUUUUCUGUUCCAUUUCUCUUCUCACUUGGGCCGGCGAUAGCCGGACUCCACCGCCGGUGGUGGCCGUGCCGGUCGGUGGGGGGAGUGAGUGGCCAGUUGGGAGCGGGAGAUAUCGGGAUGGGAAGAGUGGGGUUGGGAGUGGCGGUGGGGUGCGCGGUGGUGACGUGCGCGAUCGCGGCGGCGCUGGUGGGGCGGAGGGCGCGGAGCUGGUGGCGGUGGGCGCGGGUGGUUGGGGUGGUGGGGCAGUUCGAGGAGGACUGUGUCACCCCGGUCUGGAAGCUGCGCCAGGUGGUGGACGCCAUGGUCGUCGAGAUGCACGCUGGGCUCGCCUCCGAUGGCGGGAGUAAGCUCAAGAUGCUGCUCACUUUCGUCGAUACACUGCCGGACGGGAAUGAAGAUGGCGUAUACUAUGCUCUUGACCUACGAGGUACUAUUUGUAGAGUCUUGAAGGUUCAACUUGGUGGUAGUGGGUCUAAGAUCAUAAACCACAAAGUUGAACAGCAACGGAUUCCCGAGGAAUUGGUAUCCGGUACAAGUGAGGAACUUUUUGAUUUUAUUGCCUUGACACUAAAAGAAUUUAUUGAAAGAGAAGAAAAUGGUCAAGUACCAGGUUCAAAGAAGGAACUUGGUUUUACAUUUUCUUUCCCUAUCAGACAAUUGUCUGUUUCUUCAGGUGUUCUUAUCAAAUGGACGAAAGGAUUUACAAUUGAAGAUGUUGUUGGAAAAGACGUUUCACAGUGUUUAGAGGAAGCCAUGUCGAAGAAUGGAUUGCAUAUGCAGGUGGCAGCUUUGGUGAAUGACCCAGUAGGCACGUUAGCUGUCGGACAUUAUGAUGAUGCAGACACUGUUGCUGCAGUGAUAAUUGGAUAUGGCACCAAUGCAUGCUAUGUUGAGCGAUCUGAUGCAAUUAUUAAGUAUCAAGGACUUCUUACUGACUCUGGAUUCAUGAUUGUCAAUAUGGAGUGGGGAAAUUUCUGGUCUUCACAUCUACCUAGGACCUGUUAUGAUAUUGCUUUAGAUGAUGAAAGUCCAAAUCGAAAUGAUCAAGGGUAUGAAAAAAUGAUUUCAGGGAUGUAUUUGGGUGAAAUCGUUAGAAGGGUUCUUCAUAGGAUUGCAGAGGUGUCAGAUAUUUUUGGAGAUUCUGCUCAUCAUCUCUCUGUACCAUUUAUUUUGAGGACACCUUUGAUGGCUGCCAUGCAUGAAGAUGAUUCUCCUGACUUGAGAGAAGUUGGAAGGAUACUCGAAGAGAGUUUGCAGACGUCCGGUCUAUCUUUGAAAGCAAAAAUGAUUGUCGUGAGAGUUUGCGACGUGGUUACCAGAAGAGCUGCUAGGUUAGCUGCAGCGGGGAUAAUUGGCAUAUUAAAGAAAAUAGGACGAGAUGGGAGUGGCGGUGUGGCGAGUGGAAGAACCAAAGGCAAACCAAGGAGAACGGUCGUGGCAAUCGAGAGAGGGCUUUAUACUAAUUAUUCCAUGUUUAGAGUAUACAUGAAUGAAGCCAUCACAGACAUACUGGGGCAGGAGAUUGCCCAGAACGUUGUUCUUAGGGUUUCAGAAGAUGGAGCAGGAAUUGGAGCUGCUCUCCUCGCUGCAGCAUAUUCAUCAAAACGAUAAAAUUUCCAAUUCAAAUGCAUUUUUUCUGUGCAGAUGUAAGAAAUUGUUUCAAAAUAUAAUAUAAAAAAGGUGGUAUUUUGCAGAAUA